Austrofundulus limnaeus is the source of this 2952-nucleotide messenger RNA. It is a transcript of the gene shmt2, whose product is annotated as serine hydroxymethyltransferase 2 (mitochondrial). The record is from RefSeq and is a predicted model, not a curated record. Gene Ontology annotation, molecular function: pyridoxal phosphate binding; glycine hydroxymethyltransferase activity. Gene Ontology annotation, biological process: tetrahydrofolate interconversion. Gene Ontology annotation, cellular component: cytoplasm; mitochondrion. Lineage: Eukaryota; Metazoa; Chordata; Actinopteri; Cyprinodontiformes; Rivulidae.
GCCUGUCGAGUCUAUCAGAGCAGUGUGUUAACUCUGCUUGUCGGUGCGUUUUCCUUGGGACUAACAACUAAAAACAUGCUGUCAUUCACUCUCAAGCAACUCACAAGGCCACUGUGCCAGCGAGCCCCUGUUCAUCUCGGCAUACGUCUGCAGCAGUCCCACGCAGCCACCCAUGCAGCAGAUGAAGACCGCCCCUGGACUGGUCAGGAGAGCCUGGCUGAGGAUGACCCUGAAAUGUGGGCUCUGCUGCGGAAGGAGAAAGACCGACAGUGUCGUGGUUUGGAGCUAAUCGCAUCUGAGAAUUUCUGCAGUCGAGCAGCUCUGGAAGCUCAGGGUUCCUGUCUGAACAACAAAUAUUCAGAGGGCUACCCAGGGAAAAGGUACUACGGUGGAGCAGAGGUGGUUGACCAAAUCGAGCUUCUGUGUCAGAAACGAGCUCUGGAGGCCUUCGACCUGAACCCAGAAAUGUGGGGUGCCAACGUCCAGCCGUAUUCUGGUUCUCCCGCUAACUUUGCUGCCUACACCGCCGUGCUCAAGCCCCAUGAACGUCUCAUGGGCUUAGACCUGCCUGAUGGAGGACAUCUGACACAUGGUUACAUGUCUGAUGUGAAGAGGAUCUCUGCAACCUCAAUCUAUUUUGAGUCUAUGCCCUACAAGUUAAAUCCUGCAACGGGACUCAUAGACUACGAGCAGAUGGAGAUGACAGCCAAGCUGUUCCGGCCCAAGCUCAUCAUUGCUGGCACCAGCGCCUAUGCUCGCCUCAUUGACUAUGCCCGCAUCAAGAAGCUGUGCACAGAAAUAAAUGCGUACUUGCUGGCUGACAUGGCACAUAUUAGUGGUUUGGUGGCAGCCAAAGCAAUCCCUUCCCCCUUUGAACAUGCUGACCUGGUCACUACCACCACACACAAGUCCCUCAGAGGAGCAAGGGCUGGCCUCAUCUUUUAUCGUAAAGGUGUUCGCUCAGUGGACAAGAAAGGAAAGGAAAUCAUGUACGACCUGGAAGACAAAGUCAACUUUUCAGUGUUCCCCUCCCUCCAAGGUGGACCUCACAACCAUGCCAUUGCUGGUGUAGCUGUGGCUUUAAAGCAGGCACAAGCUCCCAUGUUCAGAGAUUAUAUUGCCCAGGUACUCAAGAACUCCAAGGCCAUGGCUUCAGCUCUUCUCAGUAAAGGCUACACACUGGUAUCAGGUGGGACCGACAACCACCUGGUUCUGGUGGACCUGCGGCCUAAAGGCAUCGAUGGGGCUCGAGCUGAGAGGGUGCUUGAGCUCGUGUCCAUCACCGCCAACAAGAACACGUGUCCUGGGGACAAGAGUGCCCUGACCCCUGGUGGCCUCAGGCUGGGUGCUCCAGCUUUGACUUCCAGACAGUUCAAGGAAGAUGAUUUUGUCAAAGUUGUUGAGUUCAUGGAUGAAGGUUUCAAAAUAGCUUUAGACGUCAAAAAGAAGACAGGAAAGCUCCAGGACUUUAAGAACUUCCUUCUCGAGGACCCAGAGACGGUGGCUCGUAUCGCCGAUCUGCGGCACCGGGUUGAGGCUUUUGCCAGGCCGUUCCCCAUGCCUGGGUUCCCCGACCAUUAGGCCAGCCAGCAUGGAGUCACAGCUCUGUGACAGCCAGGUGGCAGACAGCUGGCUGGGCAGACGUGUGCACAGUGAAAAUGGAAAAAUGUCAUGGUAGUGAAAUGUGGAUGGUGCCUGAGAAUUGGAACGACUCAAGUUCACUUUUCCAGUCAGAUCUAGGUAACCACUUUUUUUAUAUAACUUCUUUGCUGUCAAUCACAAGUCUAUUCUUGUAAAAUCAUGUAUUUCAGUUUGAGGUAAAUAAACAAAUAAAAAAGGAGUGAUGACAGAUUUUGCACAGCAGAAGAACCCUGUUAUCUGUGUUGUGUGAAGAUUAUUCUCAGCUGUCUUCACACUACUCAUUUAAGGCAAGCGUGAAGAAAAAGAAAACGUCAAAUCAAAGAAAGACCAACAUUUUAUCUCAGUUUCUUGACUUUUCUAAGUGAAAAAUAUUAGCUUUAGGACACAUGCAGAGUCUUAAUUUUUCUAAAGAUUCCUAACCAGCUUCACUCCUCAUUGUGUUCACAGUAAGAUUUGUAGAUGACAGUUGGAUCCGAGGUGGUUUUGUCCAAAUGUGAACUUGCAUUUUUUUUAUUUUUAGAGAUUGAGGGACCAGUUUAAAAUAUAAUCAGUUUAUUAAACAGGUAAGAUUAAACAGAAUGUGGACUAAAUAUAAUUUAUUUACUUCAAUACACUACAGGUCAUGCUCAAAUGAAAUGUUUGGAUUUUAUUUGAAGUAUUAUUAUUAGACGCCAUCAUGUUUAGUCAAAUUUUGUAACAUAACACCAUUUCAGCAUGUUGUAGAUGUCAUAUUGUAUUUGCUUUUUAUUUUUCUAAGACAAUGUUAUGAAUGGAAAAACAUAAAUGUUACCUUCUGAUAAUUCUUGCUUUCCGUUCAUUUUGUUUACAAUAAGAAUAUAAUUUUUAAAACAUUUUAAAAAACUGUAUUAAUUUCCAGAAUUUCAAAUCAUCUUACAAGAGCAUGUUUAUUUGUUCAAAAGCUAUUUACUGCAGUAUGUCUAAUAUGACUUUUUAAGGUAUUCUUUAAUUAUUAAAACAUUAAAACACAAACAUUUUAAUGUUCGUGUUUUAGUUUAGCUGGUUGACAGUUUGACUCCUCAUCACUGCAUCAGUGAAGGAGGAAGAUUUGUUUGUAAAAUAGUCUGAGCAGCACAAUUAAGAAAUAAAAUUAAGUAAGGGGGUUUGCAAAGUAAAUCUAAACUAGUUCAUUUACAUUUUCGACAUUCAGUUUUAUUAAAAUGUACCUGUCAGUAUUUUUGCUAUGAUGUUCAUUCAUGUACUGUUGUACACUGCAACAAUUUCAAACUGUUUUACAGAAGAUUUAAUUAAUUUUAUUAACAUAGUCCUAAUAAAAUUUAAUCAUGCAAUAAA